Messenger RNA from Misgurnus anguillicaudatus (oriental weatherfish), 4702 nucleotides. It is a transcript of the gene hfm1, whose product is annotated as helicase for meiosis 1. Lineage: Eukaryota; Metazoa; Chordata; Actinopteri; Cypriniformes; Cobitidae. Gene Ontology annotation, molecular function: nucleic acid binding; ATP binding. The record is from RefSeq and is a predicted model, not a curated record.
AACCUUGCGCGUGGCUCAAACAGCUCACGGUCACGGCUUCGCUUGUCCUCAUCAAGGGAGUGGCAGUUACGAAAUAAUCGGCUUUUUAUCAUUUACAACCCAGCACAACUGACAUAUAUGAUGACAUUGACACCCACAAGAUGUUAGAUCCUCAAGAAGGCACAUCUUCGAUGGACAACCUGUUUUAUGAUGGGCCAGUGAUUCAUAAAGUGAAGCCAUUAUAUCAUGGACAGUGUUCAAGGGUGUUCAAUGAUCCACCCUUAAUAUCAGACAUACCUGCAACAAACCCUUCCUUAUAUGGUUUCUCCCAGAGAUCAAAGACAUUUCUACCUCCGCCAAAGAAACUUAGUUACAAUCCUAUUGAAAGUGUCCAAGUGUCCAAGACACGGGAGCCAGAGGAAUCUUUUCUGUGGACACAUGAAGCCGCUGUAGAAAGAGGUUUCUCGAGUGCAGUGCAGGAUAUGGAUUGUGUUUUGGAAACCAGACCUUUACCUCCUGCCAGGUUUCCUGCGUUCAAGACUCGGUUGAGCACAGCUCCCGCAGGAAAGAUGUCAGGGAAUGCUGAAGACAGUAGGCCUAUGACAAAUCAGUUGAUACCAUUAACAAAUGAAGACGCUUUUUUGGGUCAGGUUGCUAUGACAACGAGCGGUUCGCAGGCUACACAUGCUGUUGCUACCUAUAGUCCUUUUAUUGGGUGGAGCCAAGCAGAGCAAUGUCGUUCUGCUGAACAAAACUGUGAAUUUCCUUCAAAGACCCAUGAUCUCCAGCUUGCUCCCAAACCUAUUCAAUUUGAAGGGUCAUCUGGAAAAGGAACUCUCCGUCCAGUCUCUGAAAUUCCUGCUGAAUUCAGAUGUGUAUUUAAAGAAUUCCCCUACUUUAACUAUGUACAGUCCCAAGCAUUGGAUGAUGUUCUGUACUCAAGUAAGAAUUUCGUUGCCUGUGCCCCUACGGGGUCUGGGAAGACUGUGCUCUUUGAGUUGGCCAUUAUUCGACUUCUGAUUGGAGCUUCAAAGCCCUGGCACAAUGUCAGAGCAGUGUACAUGGCACCAAUAAAGGCUCUAUGCAGUCAACGAUAUGACAACUGGAUGCAAAAAUUUGGACCUCUCGGACUAAAGUGCAAGGAGUUAACAGGAGACACAGAGAUUGAUGACAUUUUUGAAAUCCAGGAUGCUCAUCUAAUUUUAACAACUCCAGAAAAAUGGGACAGCAUGACAAGAAGGUGGAAGGAUAACUGUUUGUUGUCAUCUGUUCGUCUGUUUCUCAUCGAUGAGAUACAUGUGGUGAAAGACAAAACCCGGGGAGCCACUCUUGAGGUUGUGGUCACCAGAAUGAAGACCAUGCAUUCAUGCAGUCUGGCUGUAAAUUCAGAAUCAAAAGCAUCAAUAAGAUUUGUGGCUGUCUCAGCUACCAUCCCGAAUAUUCAGGACAUAUCUGAAUGGCUGUCGGAUGAAUCAGGGCCUGCCACUUGUCUGGCGAUGGAUGAAAGUCAUAGGCCAGUGAAACUGCGUCAAGUUGUUCUUGGGUUUCCCUGUGGAAGCAAUCAAAAUGAAUUCAAGUUCGAUCUGUCUCUCAACUACAAAAUCGCAAACAUCAUUCAGACCUACUCUGAUCAAAAACCAACACUUGUGUUUUGCUCUACAAGAAAAGGAGUUCAACAGUCUGCUGCUGUGCUUGCCAAAGAUGCCAGAUUCAUUAUGAGCAUUGAACACAAACAUAGGCUAAUGAAGUAUGCAAACUCUCUGCUUGAUUCAAAACUCAAAGAUCUCAUUCUUUGUGGCAUUGGAUAUCACCAUGCCGGCAUGGAGGUGUCGGAUAGAAAAGUGGUUGAAGAUGCAUUUACAGUUAGUGACCUGCCAGUGCUGUUUACAACUAGCACUUUGGCCAUGGGUGUGAAUCUUCCAGCACAUCUAGUGAUAAUCAAAUCCACGCUGCACUAUGUUGGUGGCGCGUAUGAAGAGUACAGUGAAGCUGACCUGUUGCAGAUGAUUGGGAGAGCAGGCAGACCACAGUUUGACACGACAGCAACUGCAGUGAUCAUGACUAGGUGUCAAACAAAGCACAGAUACCAACAGAUUUUGAGUGGCAUAGACAGCAUCGAGAGCAGCUUGCACACAAACUUGGUGGAGCACUUGAAUGCUGAGAUAGUUCUCCGAACCAUAUCUGAUGUGAACAUGGCUCUAGACUGGAUUCGUUCCACGUUUCUAUACAUCCGCGCAUUGAAAAACCCCAAGCAUUAUGGUUUCCCCCCUGACCUUGACAAAUGUGGAAUUGAAACUAAAUUACAAGAACUGUGCUUGAAGAACUUGAACUCUUUGGCUUCACUGAACCUGAUUUCCAUGGAUGAAGACAUUAACAUCAAGCCCACAGAGACUGGAAAACUCAUGGCCAGAUACUGUGUUGCCUUUGACACUGUAAGGCAGUUCAGUAAAGUGACUGGAACAGAGACUUUGCCCGAGCUGAUUGAAAUGAUAUCUAAGGGUAGAGAAUUUAGUGACGUGCAAUUGAGAGUAAACGAGAAAAAGACCUUAAACAUGCUGAACAAGGAUAAGAAUAAAACCACCAUCAGAUAUCCUAUGGAGGGAAAGAUCAAAAGUAAUGACAUGAAAGUGAAUUGUCUUAUUCAAGCUCAACUCGGCUGCAUCCCUAUUCAGGAGUUUGGACUCAUACAGGACACGGGAAAGAUAUUCAGAAAUGGAAAUCGAGUCAGCAAAUAUCUGACUGAGUUUCUCCAUCAUCACUCCCAGAAGAAUUUCUCUGCUCAACUCAAUUCUUUGAUACUUGCCAAAUGUUUCCGAGCCAAACUGUGGGAAAACUCACCAUAUGUUUCCAAGCAGCUUGACAAGAUAGGACAGUCUCUUGCCACAGCCAUGGUGAAUGCAGGGCUUACAACAUUCAGCAAAAUUGAGCAGAUCAGUCCUAGAGAACUAGAGCUAAUUGUGAACCGACAUCCUCCAUUUGGAAACCAGAUUAAAGAUGCUGUCAGUAAACUUCCAAAAUAUGAAGUAGCUCUGGAACAGAUUCAACGAUACAGUGUGUCCACCGCUGAGAUUGCAGUCACAGUGAACUUACAGAAUUUCAGGGAACUGACACUGAAACACACAGCACCAGACCACCACUAUGUGACUCUAAUUAUUGGGGACUGUGACAAUAAUGUAAUUUUCCAACAGAAAAUCAUGGAUGCAUUGCUCUUGAAGACUGGGAGUUGGUCAAAAAAAAUUGAGGUGAGAAGAUCAUCUAAGGGAGAAGAGAUCAGCAUUAAUCUGAUAAGCUCUGAAUAUGUGGGUCUGGACAUACAGAAGACAUACAGCACCUUCUUCUCGGCAGAAAAGAGGUUUGUCGCUGAAUCCCAAAUCGAAGAGAGCCCUAGAUGGAGAAUGCAGAGGGUUGUGAAACCAUUUCGAGAAAACCCGGAACUGACAAAUGAAAUGUCCUCAGACAGAGUUCAGACCCCUAGACAACGACAACAACAAUACGCUCAGUUCUUAGACAGAGAUCAAACGUCUCCAGAUACAGUUAAGAGGCAGUGUAAUCAUCUCUGCAGAAACAAGGAGCUCUGUGGCCAUGACUGUUGCAAAGUUGGAGUUGAAAUCGUCAUGAAAAGAGCAUCAAAUCGGUCCUCUUUCUCAACAUACCUUAAUGAUCUUAAAAUGAGGAAUGAGAGACUCACAGUGACUCCUGUGAAACGCUUGAAGAUGAUGAUGAAUACUGGAACAGCAGCUAUAAGCAUGCAGCAGUUCUCAUAUACACCCAAAGACACGCUUCCUGCUGUCAAGAACAUUAAGGGAACUCAUACUGUAAGUACAUAUGGCAACAGGAAAAUAGAGGAACGUUUUAUACCUCAUGAUACUUCAUCUUUUGAAGGUGAAAAUGACUAUAUGGGAAACUUCUUUUCUGAAAUUGAAGACUCUGUACUGGAACAUACUGAACAAACUACUUCUUUAGCUCAAGAUCACUGUCCUGACUUGAAUGAUUUCUUUAAUGUGAACUUUGACCUGGGAGUGGAUGACUGGGAUGAUUUCGAUGAAGGUAACUUGGUCAGUGCUAGCGAGAUGAGCUGUGAAUCGGAAAAAUGCAAUUCAGCGAUGGAACAUUAUCAACCCACAAAUGCUGGGAGUUUGACUGCAGUCGCACAAAGUCAGGCCCAAACCAAAAAUGGAACGAUAAGUCCUAUUUCACCUCAAAGGAUCCACCCUGUGGCUGUUACACACCAAUCUAGGGUGUGCCAAGACAUAAGCAUGAACACACUGUCAAACCAGAGAGAAGCCAAAAAACCUCCAGUGCUUGGAAGAUUUAAUUUUUUCUCGAUGACAGACACAACUCAGGGGGAAAACAGGGAUUGUGCAAUGGACAACAACAGUGAGGCAGAUCUUUUUCUUAAUAUAUUUGAUGGACUGCUGUAAAGUGUUUUAGCACUGCUAUGUAAAGUUCUUGGCUAUUUCUUGGAUUUUGUGUAAGGCCGGUAUAUAUAAAAAUAAUUAACCUUUCUAUCAAAACAUGUGAAAUGUCAGAAAGCACUGUACUAUUAUAUAAUUUUGUUCUGCAGGCAGCAAAUUUAUUAAGCAUCUUAUUGCUUUUAAAAAUACUGAACAGUAUAUUAAACUUAAUAGAUUUUCUCUUUCCUAAAAAAAUACUUUUGAGAAUGAAAAUGUGAGAGUUUUGUUUGAAACAUACUGAUUACAUUAAAUUUUGAAGUUUAAUCAAA